GUAAUAUAUAUUUUUUGAGUAAUUUUGAUUGGGAAAACCUUUUCUCUUUGAAUCCAGCACAGCCUGCGGCAUGUUACAUCAAUUGGCGUGCUUAAUUCUAAAUUGCGGGUGGUUGGUAAAGGGGACGUUGCGAAAGAAACGAUUAUAUAAUUGUGUCUCGUUUCGUAUUGCUUAAUAUUGGGAAAAGUACCUGUAAAAAAAAAUUGUUUGCAAUAACUUUACUGCUUGCUUCAAGCCUCGAUAUUAAUACAAUUGAAAUUACAACAACUAUGAUUUAGCUAGAUAAUUAAUACAAUAUGGUAGUCAAGUUCAAUUAAGUCGGCAGCGGUGGAAUUGCAUAUUAUUAAUCUAUUGAAAGUAUAAUAAUAGAAACAAAAAAAAGUUAAUUGCACGUGGGUGAAUUUUGUAAUGAAAGUGAGUUGAUGUUGCGUCAAGUCUUUUGCUGCAUGCUGACCGAUUGGCGGUCGUAGUAGAAGUAGUAAAAAAGAAAGUAAUGAAUAAUUAAGUCAAGAGUUGAAACCCCACUUUGUCCGAUUGGGAGUAAGCCGGGUGGGAAAUUACGUGCAGAAUUUGUGAUUUCAAGACAUUUCUGCUUUUAAGACUCCAUCGGGCAGGUCAAAUCGAAAAAUGUUGUACUUGUUUACAUAGAAGCUACAUAAACGCAUACAUCUAAUAUUAUAUAAAGCGAGAUAAACUAAUUGUGCGGUUGAUCGAAACCAUGGAUUUACUUAUUCCGAGUGAUAGUGAAGUGAUUAGCAGAGAGGUGAAAAACAUUGGAUUCGCUAUGGAUAAUCAGACGGUCUGCCCUAAGGAAGUCCCUUCAUUCACGGAGUACCUUUCCGCGCUGAGUGUAUACGGAAUUACAGUAAUAACAUGCGGAGCAAUAGCCGUUCUACUGGUUCUCAUCAUUUUUAUAGAUACACUGAAAUAUAUAAUGAAAAACUCUUCGCCGAGAGUGAAAGCACACUCCGCACUGGUUAUUGGAGUAUAUCCGGUAGUAGCAGUGGCAGCGUUUUGUGCAACUCUCGUCCCAAGGGCACAACUGCUAAGCGAAGCAAUGACACAAGCCAGCUUUAUGGUCGGAAUGUAUCAAUUGUUUUGUUUAUGCGUCGCUUACUGCGGCGGCGAAGCAGAGCUGAUUCGGAAGGUAAAGCCGGAAGCUCUUAAUAUGAAAGUUGGGCCUUGCUGUUUCUGGCCUUGCUGCUGCUUCCCAACGCUCGAAAUUACAAAGCAUCGCGUGCGAUAUUUGAGAUUGCUAGUGCUUCAACUCCCGGUUGUCCAAGGGUUGGUCUACAUGACCUUAUUAGUGAUGUGGGCGGAAAGAGAAAGCUUAUAUCAAGUGAACUAUAUGUACUUCCAACCCAUAAUUAUUAUAUCGAUCCUGUUCGGAAUUUGGGGAAUGCUGAUGACCAUUAACUUACUGAAGGAUGUGCUGAAAGAUUUUUCGAUGCCAGCCAAAUUCAUGGUUCUUCAGUUCGUACUUCUUAUAGCCAAACUGCAGGGAUUAGCUUUCAGGAUUGCGGCAUGGACUGGCCUCUUGCCAUGCCGAGAUCCCAUAAAUUCCGAAGUUUAUGGAAAUGUGAUACACAAUACGUUGAUGAUGGGAGAAAUGGUUUUGUUGGGAAUCUUAGCUAGGAAUUUAUACAAGAAGGUUUUACCAGAUCAAGAGACGAAAAUGUGUGUUAUUAAAACUAUCGGAUCCAUAGUCGAAGAAUUACAAUUUUCCAAUAAUAAUAACACACACAUCCCCAAUUUACAAAGUAACGACAACAAAGUUUGAACGUUAUUUUAUUAAUUAAUUUCGAAGUCAUUAAUUAUUGAAUAGAAUAUAAAUUUGGAUUAUGUAUAUUUACUGU
Messenger RNA from Nicrophorus vespilloides, 1856 nucleotides. Its product is annotated as organic solute transporter alpha-like protein. The record is from RefSeq and is a predicted model, not a curated record. The coding region runs from base 719 to 1780 and encodes 353 amino acids. NCBI's taxonomy places the organism in Eukaryota, Metazoa, Arthropoda, Insecta, Coleoptera, Silphidae. Gene Ontology annotation, molecular function: transporter activity. The transcript has 6 exons. Gene Ontology annotation, biological process: transport.